Molecule: messenger RNA, 4320 nt
Organism: Ailuropoda melanoleuca (giant panda)
Lineage: Eukaryota; Metazoa; Chordata; Mammalia; Carnivora; Ursidae
Gene: TYSND1
Product: trypsin like peroxisomal matrix peptidase 1
Exons: 5
Coding region: 249-1649 (466 amino acids)
Biological process (GO): protein processing; regulation of fatty acid beta-oxidation
Cellular component (GO): peroxisome
Molecular function (GO): serine-type endopeptidase activity
Source: RefSeq, a predicted model, not a curated record
CCAAGGGGGGCGGGGAAAGGGACGGGGUCAGCCUGGGCAGCCAAUCAGGGCUCGGCCCCCAGCGCAGCCAAUCCGGCCGGGCAAGUUGGGGCUCAGCCAAUCGGGCCCAACGAGGAAGACCUGAGUCAGUGUUUGCACCUCUCGCUUCCAGCUUUGGGUGGCGCUGCGUGCAACCCGCGGGUCCCGACCGGGGUCCUCGCUGUCUCCCUCGUUCCCCUGGAAACGCCGUGUGCACGGUUCUGGAGGACAUGGCGCGGCAGUGGGGGCCCUCCAUGAGGGCGGCCGAGAAGGCGGGCUGCGUGGUGAGCGCCUCCCGGGCGGGGCAGGCCGAGGCGGGCUCGUGGAGCUGCAGCGGGGUGAUCCUGAGCCGCUGCCCGGACCUGGUGCUGUGCCACGGGGGCAUCUUCACCCCCUUCCUGCGGGCCGGGAGCGCGGCGCUGACCGCGGCCGGCGCCUCCUUCCUGCCCGGCGACAGUUGCGGCGACGACCUGCGCUUGCACGUGCAGUGGGGUCCAGCAGCCGCAAGCCCCGCAGGCCGCGCAGAGCGGGGCCGUCCCGGCCUGUGCACGCCCCAGUGCGCCGGCCCGGAGCCCGGCCCGCCGGCCCGACCCCGCGGGCGGCUCCUGGAGCCCCCGCGGCCCGCCGAGCUGCUGCUGCUGCUGAGCUGCCCGGCCUUCCGGGCCCACUUCGCGCGCCUCUUCGGGGGCGAGGCGGCCGAGCAGUGGAGCUUCGCGAGCGCGGCGCCGGACGACGAGGUGUCGGAGGAGGAGGACGAGGAUCAGCUGAGAGCGCUGGGCUGGUUCGCGCUACUGCGCGUGCGGCCCGACCCCGAGGAAGAAGAGGCGGCGGCGGCGGGGGCGGGGGGGGGGGCCGCGCUCGGCCGCCUGGGCCCCGGCACCCACGCCCUGGCCGCCCUCCUGCCGCCGGAGGUGGGCGCCCCGUGGGGCCUGCCCCUCCGCGACCCCGGGCCCCCGUGGGCAGCUGCGGCCGUGCUGGUGGAGUGCGGCACCGUCUGGGGCUCCGGAGUGGCCGUGGCGCCCCGCCUCGUGGUGACCUGCCGUCAUGUGGCCCCUCGGGAGGCGGCCAGGGUCCUGGUGCGCUACACGUCCCCCAAGAGUGCCACGAUCUGGGGACGUGUGGUGUUUGCCACCCAGGAGACCUCUCCCUAUGACAUAGCGGUAGUGAGCCUGGACGAGGACCUACAUGGUGUCCCCCUGCCCGUGCUGGCUGAGCGUUUCCAUGAAGGCGAAGCUGUCAGUGUGGUGGGCUUCGGCGUCUUCGGCCAGGCCUGCGGGCCCUCGGUGACCUCAGGCAUCCUGUCAGCUGUGGUGCGGGUGGGUGACACACCGGCAAUGCUGCAGACCACGUGCGCUGUGCACGCCGGCUCCAGCGGGGGACCCCUCUUCUCCAGCCGCACAGGAGACCUCCUGGGCAUCGUGGCCAGCAACACCCGGGACAAUGACACAGGGGCCACCUACCCUCACCUGAACUUCAGCGUCCCCAUCACGGUGCUGCAGCCGGGCCUGCGGUGGUACAGACAGACAGGUGACCUGGGUGGCCUCCGGGAGCUGGACAGUGCCACGGAGCCCGAGAAGGUGGUGUGGCGGCUGCAGCGGCCCCUGACAGAGGCCCCGCGGAGCAAGCUCUGAGGCCGCGUCAGGCCUCUGGAGACGGGAGCCCCCGUUGUACGCCGCAGUGAGUGCUGAGGGUAGCAGCUCGGGACCCCGACAGGGCGCACCCCACCUGGACCGCUGCCCCAUCGCCACCCACCCUGUUCAGCUCCGGAGUCGGGACCAGACUUCCCUUCAGCCCCAUGGGUCUCCAACCUGGCAGCCUGUUUCGGGGUGCUCUUUUGAGCCCUCACCUCUGUCUGCCCCCCCGGCACUGGACUCAGCUGUGUUAUUUCUCCUUGUGGGGAGCCCCGUGCAAGUGCACAACAGCCCUGGUCCUGACAGCCGGGGGCGGCCCUGGCUUCACAUCGGUUCCCUGUCUCCUGAUGGCUGCUGGCCGCCGGAGCAGCUGCUUCAAUGGGGCAGGGAGUUCCUCAGAAACCCUCGGCAGAGAGGCCUGCUCUGAAGACCAAAGACAAGAGGAAGAGAACGUUUUUCUGGGUCUGCUACAUCUCUAGGUGGAGUCCCUGAAGGUUAGGACUCAUGGGUCCUCAUCAGUCGGGUGUCGCUGACCUCCAGGGGCACUCCGAUACAGUGCCUUCACUUUCCAGCCCAUAAAAUGGGCCUCAGGGAUCUCCCGGGGUAGAAUGCGUGUAGUUGGGGGUUGGGAAUAAAGCGCACGUCUGGGGGAAACUCUGUUUCUAUAUAACAGGUUCUUCUUUUUCUUCUUCUUUGUUUCAAAAGUUGAAUUGGGAAUAGGAAACCCCCAGGCACAGAAAUAUACCUUUCUGUCCUGCUUUCUCGGUGGGGGUGUGGGCUCCAGGGUUACUCUUGUGCCAGACUGGGCCUGGCAUCCGAUCAUGGUGCCAGUCAGCACUGCGUGGGGCUUGCAGCCCUUGGAAGGUGGUGGUCUUGGCCUGGCGGUAAGUGCUUACAGAGCACCCAAGAGGAGUCCAGGCCUGUACUAGGCCCUGGGGGGGGGGUUGGGAGGUUCAAAGAUAUGAAUGAGACCAAGGCAGCCCCAAGGAACUAAGACCAGCCCUGCAAGUCAAGAACAUGCACUGUGUAUCCAGGGUCCUGCACGUGUCCACCCUUGAGAAAGGACUGUGAAGUCAUCGACAGGUUCAGUGUAAUGGGGGGGUGUGAUUGGGGGACUAAUUCUAAGCCGAGAGGAUAGCUAGGAGUACUUUGUUUCCACCAUCUAUCUGUUGAGUGCCAACAGGGCAACCCCAAAAUUCCUGUGAUGAUUGUUCUCCCCUUUACAACUUCGGAAUGGUCCAGAAGGCAAAGUUAGCUUGAGAGAAACCCCAUAGUAAAGUAAUGGCAGCAGGGGGUGAGGGCUGAGGGCUGACUUCACUGGGAGUGGGAGGGGGACAUUUCUUCCAGUGGGUACCAAGGAGCUCGGCAUUUUGGGGAGACUGGUGUGUCAGCCCAUUAGUGCGACGGGCCAAGCAGUUCUGUCCACUCAGAAGGAAGGCCAUGUCCUAGGGCCUAGGGAGGGGGGGAUCAGGCAAGGCCUCCUCAAGGUGUCUUAGGAGCUGAACCCUGAAAAGAGAGUAGGUAUUUACUGCAUGGCCUGGAAACAGGGAGGGUGUUCCAGGUGGAGAGCAGCCGGAAUUGGGACAAGGAGGUGUGAAACCCUGUGUGUUCUGGCAGCACUAAGUGGAGGGAAAUUCGGAAAGGAGCAGGAUGGUGGGCUGGGGGAACCGGCUCCCCGGGGCCAGGUUGGGGAGAAGACGGCUGAAGCAGGACUGGGCGACAUGGAGAAGACCAAGCAAUGGCAUGUGAGGCGGGUUGACGCCUAGAGAGAAAGGGCAGACGCGCCUGCAUUUCGGACGAGGACAACAGUAUGGCUAACGAGUUUUGGGGCAAGAUGUUUCCUUGGGGUGUGUGGGACCUCAAGUGGAGAAGUACAGAAAGCUGUUGAAUGAGUGGCUGAGUCAGGAUAAAGCAGGAAAAGAUCCCCUCUCCCCAGCUCAGCGGCUUCAGACAACAGAAAUUCAUGUAAAGUCAAAAGUAGUGGACCGACCAGGAAGGGAAGGGGGGCUGUGUUGCAGGAGUGGGCGAGGGACUGAGGCUCCUUCCCUCUGGUGGAUCUGUCACUGGACCUGCGACCGCAGAGGCCUCUGCCAUGUCUCCUGCAUCUGGCAGGUGGAUGGGGGAAGAGGCAGGAGAUAGUCCUGAUUUUUUUUUUUAAUAGAUUUUAUUUGAAAAGUUCCAGUUGUUCUGCCUUGCUAACACUUGGUAUUGCAGUUUUGUUUUGUUUUGACAUUCUAAUAGGUGAACAGUGUAUCUCACUGUAUCUCACUGUGAUUUUUUAAAAUAUUUUAAAGCACUGUUAAGUUCACAGCAAAGCUGAAUGGAAAGUAUAAGAUUUCCCAUAUACUCUUUCCCUCCCAUGCACAGCAACCUUGCCCACUAUCAACAUUUGUUAGAAUCAUCACUGUGGUUUUAAUUUAUACUUCUUUAGUGGUUUCACUUGCAUCUGCCUAUUUUGCAUUUACUUUAUUUGCUAUUUGUAUAUCUUCUAGGUGAAGUGUCUAUUCAGAGCUUUUGCCCAUUUCGUUAUUGGGUUAUUUUCACAUUGUUGAAUUUUGAAAUUUGAGGGUUUUUAAAUUAUAAAUUAUAAAUAUUUUCUCCCCAUCUGUGACUUAUCUUUUCAUUUUCUUUCAUAGGACAAAAGUUUUUAAUUUUAAUAAAUAAAGUCCAA